This is a messenger RNA of Funneliformis geosporum, 179 nucleotides long. NCBI's taxonomy places the organism in Eukaryota, Fungi, Glomeromycota, Glomeromycetes, Glomerales, Glomeraceae. The record is from the annotation of a GenBank genome assembly.
GCUGAAUUUUUUGGAUGGAAUGCAACUCGAUAGGUAUAAUGAAGAACUACAACUAGUAUUUGAAUUCCAUGGUCGGCAACACUAUAGUCUAAAUUCAAUGUUUCAUAGGAGAGGCCAGAUAGAUUUGGAUGAACAGAGAGUGCGUGAUCAGAAGAAGCAGGAUAUAUGCAAGGAGCAAG